AUGGUAUACCACAAAGACGGCCUGACAUGGCCAGUGCUUCAGCAAGCGACGCCAUCCGAGUUCUACUUCGCGCAGCAGCAGCGCCCCACGCCUCCCCAGACCAGCGGCACGUUCUCGGACGCCGGAACCGACCGCCACCAUUCCGUCGACGUCGUCGCCGAGCUGCCGACCGGCGGCGGUUCCCACUCUUACGAGCAGCUCGCGGCCGCGACGGACGGGUUCGCCCCCGGCAACAUCAUCGGGCAGGGCGGCUUCGGGUGCGUGUACAGGGGGACGCUGGACGGCGCCGAGGUGGCGAUCAAGAAGCUCAAGACGGAGAGCCGGCAGGGGGACCGCGAGUUCCGGGCGGAGGUCGAGAUCAUCAGCCGCGUGCACCACCGGAACCUUGUCUCGCUGGUUGGGUACUGCAUCUACUCCGACGAGAGGCUGCUGGUCUACGAGUUUGUGCCCAACAAGACACUCGACUCCCAUUUGCACGGGCACAAUGGGCCACCGCUUGACUGGCAUCAAAGAUGGCAAAUAGCUGUGGGAUCUGCGAGGGGUUUGGCCUAUCUUCACGACGACUGUUAUCCUAAAAUCAUACAUCGUGAUGUUAAGGCGUCCAACAUUCUUCUCCAUCAUAAUUUUGAGCCCAAGGUUGCGGAUUUUGGGUUAGCAAAGUAUCAACCAGGAGAUGACACUCACGUUUCCACAAGAGUAAUGGGAACUUUCGGGUACAUAGCUCCGGAGUUCUUAUCUAGUGGAAGACUAACUGACAAAGCUGAUGUUUUCUCUUUUGGAGUCGUCCUCCUGGAGCUGAUUACUGGAAGGUUACCAGUUCAGUCAUCUCAAUCCUACAUGGAUGAGACAUUAGUUGGCUGGGCUAGACCCUUGAUUUCACAGGUUGCAGAGGGAGGCAGCCUUCAAGCCCUCAUCGAUCCACGACUUGGAAGCGACUACGAUCCGUCAACAAUGAUGCGAAUGGUCGAGUGCGCUGCCGCCGCUGUGCGCCAAUCCGCGCAGCAGCGUCCAUCCAUGGUUCAGAUCCUUAAACACUUGCAAGGGGAAACACGAGCAGAUGAUCCGGAUGGCGUUUUUCAAAUUACAACCGUAGAAGAAUCCUUCAGCUCCAGCAUGGAAUCCGGUGAAUCAGCUGGACCGAGGCCAAGAAGAACUCGGCGGAAUCAGGGGAACACUAGCAACAAUGGCAGCAGCGAACAAGCGUGAGAAAUGGAGCUCGGCCAGCGGCUGAUGAAGUGAUGAUGUUUUGUCCCAAGAUAAUCGAUGAUGGUGUAAAAUUGAGAUGAUAGGUUCAUUGCCUGAGGCACUCAUGCGUGCAGAAGAUAUAGUUUGUGUACCAAGGCAGAAACGUUGCCCAACAGAGACUCGGUUCUAUGAAAAACGCGAAAAAGUCAAUUUUGACAAAACCGCGGCAAAUUUGGGGUUA
Panicum virgatum (switchgrass) is the source of this 1426-nucleotide messenger RNA. RefSeq names its product proline-rich receptor-like protein kinase PERK1. Bases 1 to 1206 code for a protein of 401 amino acids. The record is from RefSeq and is a predicted model, not a curated record. Lineage: Eukaryota; Viridiplantae; Streptophyta; Magnoliopsida; Poales; Poaceae. The transcript is spliced from 8 exons. Gene Ontology annotation, molecular function: protein kinase activity; ATP binding. Gene Ontology annotation, biological process: protein phosphorylation.